UGUGACCAGGUGUGGGUGCUCAGCAGUUCAAUCUGCACCAGCCCCAGGACAAGGUGUCAGUGCCAGCAGGGCAGACGCUCACCCUGAACUGCACCACGUCUGGAAUGGCUGGACCAGGUCCUGUGAAGUGGCUGAAGGGCUGGGGCAGUGAGAACAAGACCAUCUAUGACCAGAGAACGCACUCAUCCUUACCCCGUGCGAUGAGAGCAGUGGAUGGGUCUGACACAGACUUCACCAUCCACAUCAGGAACGUUCAGCCUGAGGACACGGGCACCUACUACUGUGUGAAGUUUACCAAGAAUUACAGGGGUGAGGAUGUGCUGUUUCAGCGUGGCAGUGGCACAGAGGUGUCCGUGCAAGGUGAGAACUUUCUGUCCAGCCUCAUCCUCCUGGGGCUUGGUAUCCUGCUGGAGAAGGCGCUCCUCGGUGGGCUCUUCUUCUUCGUCUUCAAGCGCAUGAAAAGCAAAGCACUGGAGAUGUUGCCUUAUCCUGUUCCACCCCAUUCCCUGGCACCAUGAGCCGGGUCUCAGGGCAUGGCCACUGCCAGCA
Molecule: messenger RNA, 549 nt
Organism: Catharus ustulatus (Swainson's thrush)
Lineage: Eukaryota; Metazoa; Chordata; Aves; Passeriformes; Turdidae
Product: tyrosine-protein phosphatase non-receptor type substrate 1-like
Exons: 2
Coding region: 105-518 (137 amino acids)
Cellular component (GO): plasma membrane
Source: RefSeq, a predicted model, not a curated record